ACGGUAGACAUGUUAUUCGCCCAGAAUGCAACGCGUCAUGGCAUCACACUCCUCCCGUCAGGCUUAGCGUAUGAAACAUCCGCGAAGGAAGAAGCGUGUGGUACGACCAAUACAACUGAACACAAUUACAAAACUUGACAGCUACGUGAAUUACAAUGGCGACAGCUGUGGCUUCCCGGUUUGCUGUUCUUAGCAUUGACGAUGACGACGAUGCUCCCAAGAAAAGUCAACCAAAGAAGAAAACAGAUUCCAAAAAGCCCGGAACUGCUACUUCUGCCCAAACUAGUGCCAGCAAAAAGAAAAAUGCCAAGAAAAACGAAGCCGGCAAGGGAAAUCAACAAAUUAAUACCACCUCAAAUAAAUCCAAGGGUAAAGGAAGCACCAAACCAGAAGGUAACAAAGAUACAUCGCAAAAGAAGAAAAAUCCUGCUGCCGUUCAAGAACAGUGGGACCAGUGGAAAAAGAAGGAUUCAGAGCUUGUUGACUGCACAUUUGAGCAAGAAAUGACACAAGCAAUUCUGCUUUCAAAGCUGGAUUAUGAACAAAAGAAAGACAUAUAUGAGCAAACUAGAAAGGCUGCUGAAGAAGAAAAAAAACAAGGCUCAAAAAAAUCAAAGAAGUCAAAUAAACUUCAGACCAUGUCUCUUGAAGAAUUCAAUACUAGACACUCUGAAUCACCUGUAUCAGAAGGAGAUGGUUGUCCAUUGAAAGACAUGUCAGUACAACCAGACCCUGAGUUUUUUGAUAGAAUUAAAGAUGAUACAAAGAAAGUAUUGACCAAAGAACAGGAAGCCGAGAAGAGGAAGGCCAGGGAACCUUUUAUUCAAGAAACCAUCACAGUAGCUCAAUUGGAAGACAGACUGGAGAAAAGGAAUCAAGAAAAUAAAGCCCUAAGGGAAGAAGUAAUCAAGCUAAAAGAAGAACUUCAUAAUGUGAAGUCCAGGAACAAAAAGUUGUGUAAUAUUUUAGCACUAGGAGAAAUGAAAGAAAAGGCAGAAGUGUUGGUGGAAGUGGAGCAGUUGCAGCGCAUGCGUGAUGAGUUGUCUUCAGAGGUGUCAUCUCUGCAUGCCCAGUUGGAGCAGGAGCGCUCCAAAGUGCGCUCUCUUACUACAGACACGAAAGGAAAGUCUCAGAACAAGAAACGUUCAACAAGUGAGACAAAUCAAGCAUAGUGUUGUCAACACGUUUGAUUAGGCAAUGAACACACAAACACUGGCAACAGCAAUGUGAGACUUGUUAUUUUAGAAGAUCUUCCACGUGAUGAAUCCUGUUUUGUGUAUUCGUGUGAUGUGAGAUAUCCCUUCGCAAGUUCAUCUGUCCUAAGAUGAACUGGGGUUGCCAAGAAAGUUUUCAGGGUAAUUGGUGCUUUGCUACGCUGAAUGUUUCCUUAAUGCAAGUUUGGAGAUUAUCCAUGGUCUUGAUCAAUGGUUCUAGAGAGAAAGCUGUUAUAGUUCAAAUUUUACAAAUCAAAUGGGCAUUGCAAUGUCACUAAUUGAUGUUGCUCCACUUUUGUAACUAAUAUGUAGUGUUAGUUUGCUUAUGCUUGUAUUAUUAUUUCAUUUUUGCACUUGUUAGUGUGUACAUGCUUUCUAAAAUCAAGACCAAUGCAUUAUUUGGAUAUUCUCCAUUUGCGAUACAUCAGACAAUGAGCAAGGAGUAUUGUUAUAUUUCAUUAGUGUCCUUAGAGACAAUUCACUCUCAGAAGUUGCCGUUGUCAUGUGAAUAUUAAUAAAUGUGAAAAUCAUGCAGCUGAAGUGGGUUCCUUGUGAUAAAGCAGUUGCUAAGAAGAGUCAAUUUAUUAGAACUUCCUUAGACAUUGCCGCAAUUGUAUUGCAAAUGAAUUUCCCUGGAAAUCAGUUUCACGAAGUAUUGUGUUGAACAAUUUCACAAACAUGGUUCUGCUUGUUUACAAGUCAAAUACUGUGUGCAAAGAAAUGGUGCUGAGGCUGUUUCCCUUGUAUUACUGUCUAUCUGCAAAUAGAGAUAAUUUUUUGACAUACAGUUGAAUUUUUCUUAUAUUCCUGAACA
This is a messenger RNA of Gryllus bimaculatus (two-spotted cricket), 2028 nucleotides long. The record is from the annotation of a GenBank genome assembly. NCBI's taxonomy places the organism in Eukaryota, Metazoa, Arthropoda, Insecta, Orthoptera, Gryllidae.